AUGAUAUAUGAAAUAAUAAAUGCGACAUACGGUUCAAUGUCAGAAGAUGAUUUGGAAAAAAUGGUUGAAGAAUUGACAAAUGAUCCGACUUUGGUUCGAGAUAUUGUUCCAUUUUUAAUUGGAGGAUAUUCGGAAGAAGUUAGGAAAAGUCUAUCAUAUACAGCAGCUGAUAUGUUUUUAUGGGUUGCUUAUGAAGAUCAAUUGAUUGAUUUGGAGUGGGUUUUUUGAGGGAAAUUUGAGAGAAAAUUUUGCCUAAAAUCGAGAUUUUUUGACGAUUUCUAGUCAAAAUAAUGUCGACGAAGUUUUAGCGAAAAAAUUCACUGUUUCGAAAAAGCCUAUAUCUACAAAUGCACAAAUUUUUCAAAUUUGAGUUAAUAAUUUUUAACAAAAAAAUCCAGACGUACUUGAAAAUUGGCGCCAAAAAAAGAUUUAGCAAAAGUCUGAAUUUAUCAGUGAAAAAAAGGUCACUGUUUCAAAAAUAAUUUAAUAAAAAUUGGAGAAUUUUCAAAUUUGUUUAUACUCCGGCAAACCUCACCCAAUACCUGGAAUUCCAGGUGGGCAAUUUUUUUUCGAAAAAUCUAGGUGGGCAAAUUUUUUUAGGGUCUUCAAGGCGAGCCUUAGGUGGGCAAAUUUUUUUAGGGUCUUCAAGGCGAGCCUUAAGUGGGCAAAUUUUUUUUUUUAGGGUCUUCAAGGCGAGCCUUAGAUGGGCAAAUUUUUUUUAGGGUCUUUAAGGCGAGCCUUAGGCGGGCAAAUUUUUUUAGGGUCUUUAAGGCGAGCCUUAGGUGGGCAAAUUUUUUUAGGGUCUUCAAGGCGAGCCUUAGAUGGGCAAAUUUUUUUUAGGGUCUUUAAGGCGAGCCUUAGGCGGGCAAAUUUUUUUUAGGGUCUUUAAGGCGAGCCUUAGGUGGGCAAAUUUUUUUAGGGUCUUCAAGGCGAGCCUUAGGUGGGCAAAUUUUUUUAGGGUCUUCAAGGCGAGCCUUAGGUGGGCAAAUUUUUUUAGGGUCUUCAAGGCGAGCCUUAGGUGGGCAAAUUUUUUUAGGGUCUUCAAGGCGAGCCUUAGGUGGGCAAAUUUUUUAGGGUCUUCAAGGCGAGCCUUAAGUGGGCAAAUUUUUUUUAGGGUCUUCGAGGCGAGCCUUAGAUGGGCAAAAUGUUUUAAGGGUCUUUAAGGCGAGCCUUAGGCGGGCAAAUUUUUUUAGGGUCUUCAAGGCGAGCCUUAGGUGGGCAAAUUUUUUAGGGUCUUCAAGGCGAGCCUUAAGUGGGCAAAUUUUUUUUUAGGGUCUUCGAGGCGAGCCUUAGAUGGGCAAAAUGUUUUAAGGGUCUUUAAGGCGAGCCUUAGGCGGGCAAAUUUUUUUUAGGGUCUUUAAGGCGAGCCUUAGGCGGGCAAAUUUUUUUUAGGGUCUUUAAGGCGAGCCUUAGGCGGGCAAAUUUUUUUAGUAGGUGGGCAAUUUUUUAAAAUAAACCCAGGUGGGCAAUUUUUUACCCACUCCUCCAGGUUCUUGGGUGAGGUUUGAUACUCCGGUAAUAUAAAAUUUUUUGAUUCCACCUUUUGCCGCCAAAAAUGCAACGAAAAUCCAAAUUUUUCAAUAAAAAAAUUGACUGUUUCAAAAUUUUCAAAAUAAAAAUUUCAAAGUUUUAAUUUUGAUUUCACGAUAUCUUUUAUAUAAAUUUUUUUCAGUAAAAAUAAAAUUCACUGUUUCUAAGAAAUUCAGAAAAUUGCACUUUUGAUCAAAUUAUUUUUGCGCCAAGAACAUUCCACGUGGCCAUUUUUUAAGUUAGAAAAAUGUGCUUUGGCGCCAAAAAAUCAAGGAACAUUCAAUUUGUUCAGCUAAAAAAGUCACUGUUUCAAAAAAAAUUAUAACAAUUCAGAAAAUUUCAAUUUUAUUCCUUUGGGCGAAUACGGUUGAAAUUAAAAAAAACUUGAAUAAAAAUUGCAAAAUUUUGAAUUUGAUGGUGCAUUGAUUAUUAAUGGGUGAUUCAGGUCGAAAAAAACUAAAAAUGAACGAUUUUUUACAAAAAAUUCGAUUCAGCAAAUGUCAAAAAACUUUUUUUUUAAUCCUAUUUUUUGACAUUUUUCGACAAUUUUUUCAUUGAAACGUUUUCGCUGCGAGAUAUCUUUCAUUUUUGUGUGGAAAAAAUAGGGUUUUUUGACAUUUGCUGAAUCGAAUUUUUUUGUAAAAAAACGUUUUUUUUUUGUUUUUUUUCGACCUGAAUCACCCCAUAAUAGAAAAUUAUUGAAUUUACCGGAAAUCUACGCGGCGAUUUUUUUUUGAAAAUUUUAGUUUGAAAAAUUUGACACCAACAUCCAUCAAAAUACAAAAUAAGAAGAAUAAAAAAAAUUUUGUUUGAAAAAGUUCACUGUUUCAAAAAAUCUUGAUUAAAAAGUGCAAAAUUUCGAAAUUUUAUAGGAAUCCAUCAUAGAUUUCAAAUAAUUUUCCAAAAUCCAUACAGAGUUCAGCUCUAAAAAUCCAAAUUUUCAGCGCGAAUUUCUAUCUCUGGAAUGAUAAAGUAUUGGGAAAUUGUUUCACAUUCAAUCAUAUGAACUCAUCCUACGAAUAUUUGGCUCGAAAUUCCGGAUUUCACGGUGGUUUGGCAAUGGAAAUGAAUCUACAACAAUCUGAAUAUUUACCAUGGACUGAAACUGCAUCGGUUAUGGUAUUUACGUCAACUUCGAAAGAAGUUAUCACAUCGGAAAGUGUUCGAAUUAAUUGUGAACCUGGUUUUGGAUCGAGAAUUCAAAUUGAGAGAGCUGAUUAUUAUAGGUAACAAGAUUUUUUGAGCUGAAUAUUUCGAAAAAUAAUCUAAUUUGACUGAAAAAGUUGUUUGAAAAUUUUUUAAUUUCAGAUUUUGAAUCAAACAUAUUCAGAAAAUUCUAUUAAAUUCAAAAGAUUUCAAAAUUAUUCAUAAAAAAUUUAGAAACAGUGAAAAAAUUCUAAAAUUUUUUUCGAGUAGGAUUUUUUUUAUUUGAGGCUGAUGUUUUAGCCAAAAAAAAGAAGAUUUAUGAUAUGUUUAGUCUAAAAAAUUCAGAUUUUUUUACUGUUUCAAUCAAUCCUGAUUUUAUUGCAGACUUAGCGGAAAAUAUGGAACUUGUGUGACUUCGAUCAAACAAGUUGCUGCAUAUUAUUAUGAUGGAGAUUAUACUACUGAUGUGAGUUUUUCUGGAUUUUUAACUCACGAUCAGGCGAAAUUUUGGAAUUUUUAAUGUAAAAUUCUUGAAAAUUUAUGGAUUUUCAUGUUUUUUGUAUCAAAAAAUCACAAAUUUCUGAAUUUUUCACCCAAAUAAUCGAUAUUUGCUGCAGGGUUGUAUUCGUUCUUGUUAUCAAUUUGUUGUCAAUCAAACAUGUUCUUGUAUGGAUCCAAGAUAUCCAAUGCCAACUGAUGCCACCUCUUGUAAUAUUACACAGAGUUAGUUUUUUUGGUGUCAGAAAUUUGCCACGUUUUUUAAAAUAUAAUGUUCAAUGGACAAUAAUCAAAUUGAAUUGAUUGUUGGAAAAAAAUUGUAUAAAUUUUGAAACAUUGAAUUUUUGUGGGGAAAUUAUUUUGGGAAUUUAGAAUUUUCCACGUGCUUCAAAAAUGUUUGAUAUGAUUGGAAAGGAAUGAUCAAAGAUAAUAAAUUAUUCAGAAAAUUAUAAAAAUGUUGAAACAGUCAAUUUUUCUGACCAGAAAUUUGUAAAUAUUUUAAGAAGGUCUGUUUUUCCACAAAAAAGUUUCAACGAAUUUUCCAAAAAAUUUACUGUUUCAAAAUUUUUAGUUAUUUUUGAGGGGUUUUUCCGGAUAUUCAAUAAGCUUAAUGCAGCAUAAACAAAUUUCCAGAAAUGGUGAAACAGUGAAUUUUUCUGCUUUGAAAUAUGAAAAAAUUUCUAGAUUUUUUAAACAAAAAUAAAUAAUUUCUAAAAUUCGCCGUGUGGCGUUUGAAAACUAGAAUUUUUAAAUUUUAUUAUUUCAAAUCUUACUGCUUCAAAUUUUUUAAAAACAUUUGAGCUGACUGUUUUUGGAAAUCAACGAAACAUUGAAUGUCUCCCGAAAGUUUAUGAAAAUUUUGAAACAGUAAAAAAAUUAUUUGAUUUUUUUUGCGAAAACUUUUCUCGGGUUAAUUUUUCAAUUUUCCAAAAAAAUGCACUGUUUCAAAAUUUUUAAUUUUUUUUGAGGGGGUUUUUUGGGAUAUUCAAUAAGAUUAUUUCAGAAUAAACAAAUUUCCAGAAAUGGUAAAAAAGUGAAUUUUUCUGCUUUGAAAACUAGAUUUUUCAAUAAAAAUAAUUAUUUUGUGUUGAAAUUUGUCACGUGGCGUUUGAAAAUUAAAAUUUUUAAUUUUUGAGCUGUCCGUUUUUGGGAUUCAACGAAGCAUUGAAAGUCUCCCAAUAAUUUAUAAAAAUUUUGAAACAGUAAAAAAAUAUUUUUUUUUUUGGAAAAAAAAUUUUAUAUCGUUUUUGUACCAAAAAUUCAUCCAAAACCACAUUAUUCCUUUCAGAAAAUUGCAUCGAUAAUUUGGUGGAAGAAAAAGGUGAUCCGUCAGAUUGGUCAACAUGUAUUUGCCCAAAUCCCUGUUCACAAAUCGUCUAUUCUUCUCAAUUAUCACGUGCUCCAAUAACUCAAAAAAUCACGGAAUGCGAAAAAAAUGGACAGAAAAACACGACUUGCUAUGCGAAAUACGAGGAUAUGGCACAAUUGGAAAUUUGUCUGCCAAAAUUGGAAUUUUUGAUUUAUCAAGAGAAACCGCUGAUGGAUUUUAAUAAGUUUUUAUCGUAUUUGGGAGGCAUUUUGAGCAUUUUAAUUGGAGUUUCGAUUGUUUCAUUUAUUGAGCUCUUUUUCCUAUUUAUGCAGAUUUUUUAUGUUUUGAUUUUUAAUAAGAGAAUCUGA
Caenorhabditis angaria is the source of this 4851-nucleotide messenger RNA. The record is from the annotation of a GenBank genome assembly. Lineage: Eukaryota; Metazoa; Nematoda; Chromadorea; Rhabditida; Rhabditidae.